Pipistrellus nathusii (Nathusius's pipistrelle) is the source of this 387-nucleotide messenger RNA. The record is from the annotation of a GenBank genome assembly. NCBI's taxonomy places the organism in Eukaryota, Metazoa, Chordata, Mammalia, Chiroptera, Vespertilionidae.
AUGACAGCUCGCCCCCCGCACCGCCCCGCGCCGCCCGGCGGCCCCGGGAUUGGCUCCCACCCGGACCCGCCUCCGCCUCCCACUACAGGGUCGCGCGGCGCCUGCCCGCUGGGCCCCAACCCGGAAGUGCGGCUCGCGGGCAGCGGCGUGACGACGGCGAGCGCGGCCAAUGAGCGCGGGCGGCGGCCUUGGCUUGAAGGAAGUCCCGCCCAGCGCCGUGCGGGGGCGGGGCGGCGAGCGACGGGGCGGGCGCAGGGUGAGGGCGGCCAUUGCUGGAGCUCCGCUGCGGAGAGGAGGACGCUGAGGAGGCGCAGAGGCGCGCGGGGCUGCGGAGAGGAGCCCGAGCCGCCGCGGGGCCCAUGGCCAGGACCACCAGCCAGCUGGUGA